This is a messenger RNA of Trichosporon asahii var. asahii CBS 2479, 1461 nucleotides long. RefSeq lists its product as uncharacterized. Gene Ontology annotation, biological process: amino acid metabolic process; biosynthetic process. Gene Ontology annotation, molecular function: pyridoxal phosphate binding; transaminase activity. Bases 1 to 1461 code for a protein of 486 amino acids. NCBI's taxonomy places the organism in Eukaryota, Fungi, Basidiomycota, Tremellomycetes, Trichosporonales, Trichosporonaceae. The transcript is spliced from 5 exons. The record is from RefSeq and is a predicted model, not a curated record.
AUGACGACCUCGCCAUCGCCCUCGUCGCACGACUCGGACUCGGUCCCGUACUCCAUGCAGGUUCCGAUCGGUAUUUCCCAGCUCCCCGCCGGCCCCUCGGGGUGCAACACGCUCAUCGGGUGCUUCAACCACCUGUCUCUGAACAGCAGCAAGUCGCGCUUCCCAACCCCGCCCAAGCCCGUCGCCUCGCCCCUCGGCACGCGCGACGAGCAGCGCAAGAUCUACCAUGGCCCCAAGCUCAGCGACCGCGCGACUGGAGGUCCCGACGCAGGACCACUCAUCGAGCGCUUCUCGUGUCUGUUCAAGGACCAGUACCACUGCAAGUCGAACCCGAAGGGUAUCGUGUCUCUCGGUGUCGCCGAGAACUUCCUCCUGCAGGACGAGUGUCUUGAGUACUUCAAGACGGCGUUCGCGAAGAACUUCCUCACCAGCGACCUGAGCUAUGGUGACUCACUCUGGGGCUCCCGCCGCAUCAACCGCGCCCUCUCAUCGUUCCUGAAUGACUACUUCCACCCCGCAGAGCCGCUCACGUCCGACUCUCUCAUUACCGGCGUCGGAUGCAGCGCGGUGCUCGACCAGCUCUUCUACACGCUGAUGGACGAGGGCGACUCGGUUCUUCUGAUCGGCCCGUACUACACCGGUUUCGACCGCGACCUCAUCGGCCACUUUGAGAGGAAGAUGGACGAGCUCGCGGCGCAGGGACACCGCGUCCGCGCCGUCAUCGUGUGCAACCCGCACAACCCCAUCGGCCGCACGUAUCCGCGCGAGACGCUGCUGGCCUACGCCAAGUUCUGCGAGGAGCGGGACCUGCACCUGGUCAGCGACGAGAUCUACGCCAUGAGCGUGUACGACUCGCCGCAGUCCGACAACGUGCCCUUCACGUCGAUGCUGAGCAUUGAUCCAGAGAAGGAGCUGGGCAUCGCCUUCGACAAGGCGCGCCUGCACGUCGUGUACGGCAUGAGCAAGGACUUUUGCGCAAACGGGCUCCGCGUCGGCGCCCUCAUCAGCCCGCACAACCCGCUCCUCCUCCGCGCCAUGGCGAACACGAGCAUGCUCAUGAAGAUCUCCUCCCCCGCCGACGUCAUCUGGAGCACGCUGCUCGAGGACCGGCCGACGCUGAACAAGUUCCUCGCCACGAACCGCGCCCGUCUCGCCGAGGCGGCCGCGCACACCCGCGACUUCUUUGAGUCACGCGGCAUCGAGGUUUAUCCCUCCAACGCGGGCAACUUUGCCUGGGUCAACCUCGGCCCUAUCCUCGGCAUCGAGACGGCGGACGAGGAGAAGCGCAUCUUCCAGAAGCUGCUUGACGGAGGCGUCUACGUCGCCCCUGGAAGCGGAUACCACAACCCCGUGCCGGGAUGGUACCGCAUCACCUUCUCCGUCGCGAGGGAGAACCUCGAUGUCGGAUUGAGGAAGAUGGAGGAUAUUCUUGGUCUCAGGAAGAUCACGAAUGGAAAGUGA